This is a messenger RNA of Funneliformis mosseae, 230 nucleotides long. NCBI's taxonomy places the organism in Eukaryota, Fungi, Glomeromycota, Glomeromycetes, Glomerales, Glomeraceae. The record is from the annotation of a GenBank genome assembly.
AUGUUUGACGUCUUGAAAAUAUUGGCAAGGAGAGAUGUAUUAUCUCAAAGGGUAUCAUAUGGUUCUAUUAUUUCAGAUAAACCAUGGGACAAUUUAUACCAAUCUAAUAUUACCUUUUCACUUUCAUUUAGUGUCUAUGAUAAUCGAAGUGGGCCCGAUGAUAUGUCAUUCGAUGCUAAAGUUCGUCUAGAUGUUUGUAUCUUUGUUGGUUUAUUUAAAGUUUGUGUAUU